Messenger RNA from Harpia harpyja (harpy eagle), 3037 nucleotides. Its product is annotated as E3 ubiquitin-protein ligase TRIM39-like. The record is from RefSeq and is a predicted model, not a curated record. The transcript has 12 exons. Gene Ontology annotation, molecular function: zinc ion binding; protein binding. Lineage: Eukaryota; Metazoa; Chordata; Aves; Accipitriformes; Accipitridae. Bases 296 to 2788 code for a protein of 830 amino acids.
CCAUCCUGGUCCUGCUGAAGAGCAGCCCUGCCCUCCUGCCUCCUAUCUGCUAACUCACAUCUGGCUCAGAAAGCCAACUGAACCGAAACCGGCAGGAGGCGAGGAGGAAGCAUCGGGCGUGCUCGCCAUCUUCUCGCUCCUCUCUGUGCCGCCUUUUCGUGGCGUUCGGGCUGGGGGUUGAUUUCCCCCCAUUGGCAGCGAGGAACCGGCUGAGCCAGAAGAAGGAACUUCCUUCUCUUCUUCCUGCAAAGCGAAGCUUGUUUGAUCCUCUCCCAGAGGUAGGUUGGGAAGAGCCAUGGCGAUGCAGAGUCCAGCGGAAAGCCUGCACAGCGAAGCCACUUGCUCCAUCUGCCUGGGUUAUUUCCAAGACCCCGUCUCCAUCCACUGUGGCCAUAACUUCUGCCGGGCGUGCAUCGCCCGCUGCUGGGAAGGGCUGGAGUCACAUUUCUCCUGCCCGCAGUGCAGGCAGACGGCUUUGCAGAAGAGUUUCCGUCCCAGCAGGGAGCUGGCAAAUAUUGCCGAAAUUGCCAGGCAGCUGAGCCUGCGGGCAGGAGAAGGAGCAGCGGGAUGGGAGAAUUUGUGCGGGCAGCACCAGGAGGCUCUGAAGCUCUUCUGCAAGGACGACCAGCAGCCCAUCUGCAUGGUGUGCGACAGGUCCCAGGCUCACCGCUUCCACACCGUGGUCCCUGUCGAAGAAGCUGCCCAGGAAUAUAAGGAAGAAAUCCAAGCCCGCCUACAGGCUUUGAAGGAGGAGAGAGAAAAAUACCUGGAAAGCAGAAAAACUGGAGUAAGGAAGAGCUUGUACCUGGAGAAAACCAAAACUGAAGGGAAGAAGAUAGUGUGUGAAUUUGAGCAAUUAAACCAAUUUUUGAAGGACCAAGAGCGCCUCCUCCUGACCCAGCUGGUAGACCUGGACAGGGCCAUCACCAGGAUCCAGGAUGAAGCAGUGGCAAAGGUCUCAGAAGAGAUGUCCCACCUUGACACCCUGAUCUGGGAGAUGGAGGGGAAAUUCCAGCAGCCGGCGAGCCAGUUCCUGCAGGACAUCAGAAGACUCUUAAACAGUUGUGAGAUGAUGCAGUUCAACCCUCCGGUGGAGAUUUCCUCCGAUCUGGAAAGAAGGCUUGAGGACUUUGUUCAGAGAAACAUCCUUGUGAGAGGCACGCUGAAGAAAUGCCAAGACAGCCUGAUGUUUAAAUUGCAAGAGCCAACCAACGUGACCCUGGACCCAGCCACAGCUCACCCCAACCUCCACCUCUCCGAGGACCGAAAACAAGCCAGGGGACAACUGACCCAGCAAGACCUCCCGGACAACCCAGAGAGAUUUGACUUUGAACCCUGCGUGCUGGGCUGUGAGGGCUUCACCUCAGGGAGACAUUUCUGGGAGGUGGAGGUGGGGCAGGGGGGUGUCUGGGCCCUGGGGGUGGCCCGAGCAUCGGUCAAGAGGAAGGGACCGAUGAGCCUCACCCCCAAGGAGGGGGUCUGGGCGCUGGAGGCUUAUUACUCACUCGCAUCCCCCCGUGCCAACCUGCACCUGAACCCGCUUCCCAGGAGGAUACGGGUCUCCUUGGACUAUGAAGGGGGGCGGGUGGCAUUCUUCAGCGCAGACGAUGAUGCUCCCAUCUUGGUUUAUACCAGAGCCUUGUUCAACGGGGAGAGGGUCUUCCCCUGGUUCAAGAUGGGGAUGGGGGCUCGUUUGCAAGAAAUCACCCAAACCCCACCCUCAGAGGACCAGUCCAUGACUGGGCAGCUGAUGUCCCCUCUGGACUGGGUAGGAUUCAGGUUUCCCCUCCAGAUCUUCACAGGCUCAAGGCAUCCGUGCCGCAGUUUUAUCCAGGACUGGGAAGGAACAGGAAGAGAAAGGUACAGCCCCAUCAAAGGGAUAAAAACAACAGGUUUUUUUAGUUCGCUUUGGAAGAAAUUCAGGCGGAUAUUAAGUUUUCUGAAGGAAGAGAGAGAAGGUCUCCGAGGAAGGACAGCUACCCUGGAGUGCAGAAAACUGGAGGAUCUGCUGGAAGACCUGAAAAAUGAGAUUGAGAAGAGGCAGGCAAAAAAUGCCACCAAACCCUCAGAGGAGAUUUCCCAGCUAGAUACCCCAACACAAGGGCAGGAAGAGAAGAAUCAGCCAUCGGAUGUGAAAAGCACCAUCAGCAGGUGUGGGAAAGUGACUUUCCAGCUGCCAGUGGAUGUUUCUCCAGAGUCAGAAGAGAGAGUCUGUCACUUCUCAUGGAGGAACAGUGCUCUGAAGGAAACUCUGAAGAAGCUACAAGCCAUCGUGACCCUGGACCCCGACACGGCUCAUCCCGACCUCAUCCUCUCCGAGGACCGUAAGAGCGUGAGACGCGGGGAAGGACGACGGGACCUGCCUGAUAACCCCGAGCGAUUUGACUACUGGCCCUUCGUGCUGGGCUGCCAGGGUUUCGUGGCUGGCCGGCAUUGUUGGGAGGUGGAGGUGGGGGACGGGGGGGAUUGGGCUGUGGGGGUGGCCCGUGACUCCAUUCGUCGGAAGGGGCAUCUCAGCCUCUGCCCCCAAGGAGGGAUUUGGGGGGUAGAGAAGUGGGGGGGACAAAUCCGGGCACUCACCACCCGCAAGGUGACCCUCCUACCCCUCCGCUGGGUGCCCCGGCGGGUCAGCGUCCACCUGGACUACGCUGGAGGGACAGUGGCAUUUUUCGAUGCGGAUGAGGGGGGGCUUAUGUUCAUCUUUUCACGUGCCUCCUUCACCGGGGAGAGGGUCCGCCCGUGGCUCUGGGUGGUGGGGGCCAGGUCCCAGCUCAGGCUGUGUCCCUGAGACAGAGAGCAGCGUCUCCCCCACUUUUUACAGCCUCAGGGGACAACCAUGUGCCCCCCCUAGACCAUGGGGAACAGAAGAAAUGGGGACUUUAGCUUUUGUGUUUCUUUCUUCCCCAUGAAAUUGAGUGAUUGACGCAAAGGGAAGAGAGAGAAGCCUGAGAGAAAUGAGGCAAGAAGAGUGGAAAAGCUCUGGGGAGGGGACCCUGGGGCAACAGUGGGAAAAGGGGGGAAAAAAAAGAGUGACAGG